AUGGCCACAAUGAAUCAACUGUCUCCCCUCCAGAGCCUCGGACAACGAAUUCAGAACGUCUAUAGCACGUUCCAUUGGGGAAAGCGCAAGCAGCUCAAGCCUGAUGUUCUCUUCGACAAGCAAACUUGCUGCAAUCCUCCCAUUAACGCUGCCCACAACACAUGGUGGGCCUCUAUGCAACCCCCGGAGUAUCCACGUGUUAUCGGUUACGGCAAUACGCUGGAAGGGGCUUUAAACAGUCUCUAUAGUCAGCUUCAAUUGGGUCCGCAACAAUGGAUGGCCAUUUACGGUGCCCAAAACCAGGGAAAUAUCAUCGCCAAUGGAGCGCAGAGCCAGAUCUCGGGAGCCUCAACGACACCAUACGUGACUUAUCCCAUGUCCACCCAAAGCCUCAGCUCUGGUUCAGGGACCUACACACCUCUCCUUGCAACUCUCCCCUCUCUACAAGCGCCCGGAGUUGGAUCGGUUCCUCAGCCUAUCACACCCGAUGUUGCCAAGCAGACCGCCCAGCUACCGCAGAAGUUGACAAGCCACAACAAUGGCCAGAAAGAUAAGAUUUCCAAGUCCAACUCGUCGAGCACGCCUGCGACCUAUUAUACUACACAGAUGUCCAAUGGUGGCAGCAGUGCCAGCCAUCCAUCUCUUGAUCAGGUGAUGGAAGGAAUGAAGAGUCUCCAGAGGGGGCUCGAGACUAUGUCUAAGACCCUUUGCAUGGCUGACUUCCAGUCCCGCCUGGCACCGUCUUCGGCUGGAUCCACUUCUACUUCAUCGACCGCGUUCAGUAAUCCACCUGCACAGUUACUCAACAUGACAGCGGACAGAUACAAGCAGCCAACCACGAUGUUCAACUCGGAGAAGAAAGAGCUGAAGCAGCAAGGCAUUCAGGAACAGCUCCAGAAUGAGAUCAACCUUCCCAAAGUCUAUCAAAGCCCCAGCAUCGACAACGCAGGAUGCCGCAAACUCCCCGCACCCGUGUGCACAAUCGGCAGCAAACUUACUUCCACUACAAACCUCUCCGCGCCACCCAGCACCAGUGUGCAAACUAUAACGCCCACUGAAGCUUCCGUGGCCACUAGUUCGGCUCCCACUAAUGCUGCGAGUUCCUCACAACGGACCAGGGAAACAGAUCCCUCUCUCUUCCAGCGUUCUUCCGAGAUCUCUGAUGUCUCCGCCUCAGUUGACGUGGGCGUAUCUACCAAUACCAUGCAGAACGAAUACGGCAAACGCGAGCGUGAUCGCAUCCAUGAUGAAGUUAUUGGAAGCCCCAGAAUGAACGUUGAGCAGAGACUCGACAAGACUCCAGAGACCGAGCGAUCGUUCCAGCCGAUCAAGAAUGAGGAACACUCCCACAAGAAGAUCAAGAUCGAGGAGGAAGAUUCGCACUGA
Molecule: messenger RNA, 1386 nt
Organism: Aureobasidium melanogenum CBS 110374
Lineage: Eukaryota; Fungi; Ascomycota; Dothideomycetes; Dothideales; Saccotheciaceae
Exons: 2
Coding region: 1-1386 (461 amino acids)
Source: RefSeq, a predicted model, not a curated record